Messenger RNA from Tachysurus fulvidraco (yellow catfish), 2673 nucleotides. RefSeq names its product butyrophilin subfamily 1 member A1-like. Lineage: Eukaryota; Metazoa; Chordata; Actinopteri; Siluriformes; Bagridae. Gene Ontology annotation, molecular function: protein binding. The record is from RefSeq and is a predicted model, not a curated record. The coding region runs from base 90 to 1493 and encodes 467 amino acids. The transcript is spliced from 7 exons.
AAACACGUGUAGGGCAAAAAGGCGCAAGAAAACGAAAGCGACAGCAACGUACAGACCUGUCAGCUUUCUCGUCGUAUUCUCAAGGAAUAAUGAUCAACAUUCAUUCAGCGACGUGUAUUUAUGUGACUCUCCUGACUGUCUACAACUUUAUGGAAUCUCAAUCCGAGCGUUUACAGGUUAUUGGUCCAGAAGAACCUCUUGUUGCUGUAGCUGGUGAAGAUCUGGUUCUACCCUGUUUUAUCAAACCCAACACCAAUGCUAUGGACAUGACAGUGGAGUGGUUGAGAGUAGAUACAGGGUUUUUAUUAGUGCAUAGCUAUAAGGAUCGUGGAGACAAAAAUAAAGAUCAGGUGCAGUCCUACAGAGGAAGAACAUCACUGUUCAAAGAGGAGCUACAGAAAGGCAACGCUUCACUCAAACUCUCAGAUCUCAGAGUUUCUGAUGAAGGAAAAUAUAAGUGUCAUGUUGAAGAUAAAACAUGGUAUAAUGACAUAACUGUUCAUGUUAUUAUCGAAGUUCUAGGAAGCCAUCCAUUGAUGAUGAUGGAGAGUUUUGAUAACUUCGGAGGGAUUAAUCUAGUGUGUGAGUCCAGAGGCUGGAAACCUGAACCUGAUGUUCUGUGGCUGGACAGAGAAGGAGUCUCUCUGACUGCUGAAGAUACACAGAUACACAGAGACACUGAGGGCUUCAGUGUGAAAAGCCACAUCACUGUUUAUAGUGACUCUAACCAGUUUUACUGCAGACUUCAGCAACAACAUCACAUGAAAGAGGCAGAGAUUAUCAUCAAUAGUAGAGUCUUUGUUGUUUGGAAGUGGGCCUUCAGCAUUUCAGUUGUAGCAUGUCUUUUUCUUGUUGGAUUGAUACUAACUCUGUGUUUUGGCUACAAGAAAGCCUCAGAACUUCAACGGGUGAAGCAACAUGCAGAACUUCUAAAGAAGAAGAUGUUUAGAGUGGAUGUGACUCUGGAUCCUGAUUCAGCUCAUCCUCAACUCAUCCUGUCUGAUGAUGGAAAACAAGUGACUCAUGUAGACACACCACAGGAUCUCCCUGAUUCACCACAAAGGUUUAAUUAUCCCUCUGUUCUGGGAAAUCAGAGUUUCUGCUCAGGAAGAUUUUACUAUGAGGUGCAGGUCAGAGGGAAAACUGACUGGACAUUAGGAGUUGUGAAAGAGAACAUUAACAGGAAGGGAGAGAUUGUAUGGUGUCCUCAGAAUGGCUUCUGGAUUGUGGGACUGUUCAAUGAGAAUCAGUACAGUACUUAUGAUAGUCCCUCUGUUCCCCUCACACUGAGAGAGAAGGUGGAGGUUGUGGGGGUGUUUGUGGAUUAUGAGGAGGGUCUGGUCUCCUUUUAUGAUGUGAAGUCCAGAUCUCAUAUCUACUCUUUCACUGAUCAGUCUUUCUGCUCAGAGAAACUCUAUCCAUACUUCUGUCCUCGAUACAAAGAAGAUGGUAGAAAUUCAGCACCACUGAUCAUCUCUGAUGUUACUGAAUAAAUAUCUGCUUUAAAUUCUAUAACUUUAAAAAAAAAAUUUCAUCUCGAUAUAAUCAUCCAUUUAUUUAUUUUAAUUUUAAACGUUUAUUAGGAAUUCUGUUUCUAUGAACACUAAUAUACUUGUGAUUUCAGCAAGAUUAAAGCCAUUAUUAGAUUUCUAGAAAUUCUAUGAAGACACAAGGAUGUUAGUGGUUUAUUUAGAGUUGAUAUGCUAGUUUGAUUCCUUUUAGAAACAUUGUCAGUUUGUUUGAUGUAAAGUUGUUUUUUGUUUUUGUUUUUUUGUGUGGAUGUAUUUGAAUUCGAGCUGCAUCUCCUCACCAGUGUUGUGCUAGUUACUAAGAACUAGCAACCGUUACUAGUUACUUCAUUCAAAAAGUAAUUCAAUUACUUUAUUGAUUACUUACACCAAAAAGUAACAAGUUACUGUUAAAAGUAACUUUUUAGUUCUUUAAUGUUCCCAUUAAUGCCCUUUUAUGUGUUAUGGUCUAUAAAAACACAAAACCAGACAUCCCAAGUGUCCCGGAUGUUCCGGAUGUUGAUAGUGGCUCCCUGAUGCCCGCAAAUUAGAAAUCUAUAGCAAGCAAGCGAGCGAGCGAGCAUGAGCGCGCAUGCACGACAGAGACCAAACCUUGUAGUGGCAGAGAGAGAGGGGGCCAAUCCUGAUUGGCCUGUUUUGCUAAGUCAACCAAUCAAUUGUCAGUCUGACGGGCUAUACCCCAUGUGUUUCGGAAUAACUCCCAUUACUGCCGCACAUACUUGAAUAAAAGGAAACAUGCCCACAGUGCGUCGUCUUCGUGUUUACAAUGGUUGGCAUCCACCAAUCCUACAAUGCGUCGCUGUAGUAAACAGGUUAGGCUGUAGGCUACACUUCAGUCAAAAUGAAUUAAUUAAAAAAAAUAAUUAAUUUAACAAAUGCACCAUAUAGUAACGGAGUUACUUUAUUUAAAAAAAAGUAACGCGUUACAGUAUUAGUUACUGUCAAAAUUAACGGCGUUACUGCCCAACACUGCUCCUCACAGACCUGCAGUUUUAACCUGGAGGAUUUGGAGGAUUCACUAGUCAGUAACUGGGACUAAUGUGUCAUUUAAAGAUUUGUUAUAUUGCUGAAUGUUUUGUAUGAAGAAUAUACAUGUUUCUUUUUUUGUUUGUUUAUUUUUUAAAUUAAAGGUUUAUUCUCUUUC